Hymenoscyphus albidus is the source of this 944-nucleotide messenger RNA. The record is from the annotation of a GenBank genome assembly. Lineage: Eukaryota; Fungi; Ascomycota; Leotiomycetes; Helotiales; Helotiaceae.
AUGUCCAAAAGAACCGUCUUCACAACAGUGACCCCGCUCCCCACAGGCAUCUCACGCGAAACAGUCAUGUCGACCCUCCACGACCACCUCGAAAUGGUCGAUCUCAAUCCCCUCGUGCAAGAAAGACAUCCCAUCCAACCCCCCGAGACCGCCACAGCCGAGGAAUACCACUGUCAAUGGUACUCGCUCACCGACAAAGUCGCCUAUCUCCCGGGUGGUCUGAUGAGCGGAAAAGUAUCCUACAACGCCUGUUUCCACGAUCUCGAGAAUGGACUGCAAACGCACUGCUAUGCGCCCAUGGGGCUCGUUAUCAAGGGGAAAUGGACUCUAGGCGGUUCGUUGCCAGGAGAGCCGGUGGGGCCCGUGGAGUUGGGUCUGGGUGUGCCGCUGCAGGGGCUGUGGCUGAGAGAGGAUGUUGAUAUGAAGUGCAACAUCAUGAUGACGGGUUUUGUGAAGAAGACGCUGAAGAAAGCGCAUCAGGCACUGGUUGCGAGGAUCCUGGUUCGGACCCAGAUAGUCAGUGGGUCGAAGUUGAAUCAGGCACUGACAGAUAGUCCACGACACAGCCAAAGCCCCUCAGAAUUCGGGUCUCUGCUUAGUGUUAAUAAUUCCAAGUUGGGAUUCAAUCCUCAUCUCUACGGCACGCAAACCCUGCCAUCUUUCAAACCGGAGGAGAACAGCGAGUUAUAUUCCAAAUCAUUAAGUUCGCGAAAUUCUAGUUCAUCUGGUCACCCGGCAAUGGUCGCUCAGCAUGCAAGGGGAUCGUAUGGUUCUCUGUCUAGUAGUCAGACAGGAAGGGCAUCAACUCAAGCAUCUGGUCCCAAUGCCGGACCCCGGAUCUCGUGGAACCAUUUGAACUCAUCGAGAAGUCCGUCAAUGAACCAGGACCCGGUCUACCAAGCUCCCGUAUAUCAAAACCAGAAAGUAUCAUAUCAAACGAGUGA